UUAUCAAACUGACAGCGAAGCUAAACGGUCGACGAAAGCGUUGAGAUAUUUUGCGAAAUUUCAACGAAGAUACAAUUUAUCGAAUACUCGAAAGCAAAGCUAUCGUCUAAUCGGUGCACAGCGAUAUUGUUCUACGUGAUUUUUAAUUGAUUUGUGAAUUUCGGUGCGAAUUUUGACAGAUUUUCGGUAAUCGAAAAGCAAGACGCAAUGCCGGAGGACGUAGCCAUGGCCGAUAAUAGCGAAGUCGAGACCUUCGCGUUUCAGGCUGAAAUUGCUCAGCUUAUGAGCUUGAUCAUCAACACAUUUUAUUCGAACAAGGAAAUCUUCAUCCGAGAAUUGAUCUCUAACAGCUCUGAUGCUCUGGACAAAAUCCGGUACGAAUCUCUGACCGAUCCAUCGAAACUCGAGAGCUGCAAGGACUUGUUCAUCAAGAUAAUACCCAACAAAAAUGAUCGCACGCUGACAAUAAUCGACUCGGGAAUCGGCAUGACCAAAGCUGACCUGGUGAACAAUUUGGGAACGAUCGCAAAAUCUGGAACCAAGGCAUUCAUGGAAGCUUUGCAAGCUGGAGCUGAUAUCUCGAUGAUCGGUCAAUUUGGUGUUGGUUUCUACUCGGCUUACCUGGUCGCAGACAAAGUAACGGUCACCUCGAAAAACAACGACGACGAACAGUACCUGUGGGAGUCUUCUGCCGGUGGAUCUUUCACAGUUCGCCUAGACAACGGAGAGCCACUGGGAAGAGGAACUAAAAUUGUGCUGCACAUCAAGGAGGACCAAGCAGAAUACUUGGAAGAGUCGAAGAUCAAGGAGAUCGUAAAGAAACACUCUCAGUUUAUCGGAUAUCCGAUAAAACUUGUCGUCGAGAAGGAAAGGGAUAAGGAACUGAGCGAGGAUGAGGAAGAUGAGCCGAUUAAGGACGUCGAGAACGAGGAUGACAAACCAAAGAUCGAAGACAUUGGCGAGGACGAAGAUGAAGAGAAUAAGACCAAGGAUGAGAAGAAGAAAAAAAAGAAAACUAUAAAGGAAAAGUACACUGAGGAUGAAGAAUUGAACAAAACGAAGCCAAUCUGGACUAGAAAUCCCGAUGACAUUAGUCAGGAGGAGUACGGUGAAUUUUACAAGAGCCUUACCAAUGAUUGGGAAGAUCAUUUGGCGGUAAAACACUUUUCCGUCGAAGGCCAGCUUGAGUUCCGUGCCCUACUUUUCAUUCCUCGCAGGGCGCCGUUCGAUCUAUUUGAGAACAAGAAGAGGAAGAACAACAUCAAACUGUACGUGAGAAGAGUAUUUAUCAUGGACAACUGCGAAGACUUGAUUCCUGAGUACCUGAACUUCAUAAAGGGUGUUGUGGACAGCGAAGAUCUUCCGCUAAACAUUUCGCGUGAAAUGUUGCAGCAGAAUAAGAUUCUCAAGGUGAUAAGGAAGAAUCUUGUCAAGAAAUGCCUCGAGCUGUUUGAAGAGUUGGCUGAGGAUAAGGAGAAUUAUAAGAAAUGCUACGAGCAGUUCAGCAAGAACUUGAAACUGGGUAUUCACGAGGACAGUCAAAAUAGGAAGAAGCUGUCGGACCUCCUCCGCUAUCACACGUCAGCAUCAGGCGAUGAGGCUUGUUCACUAAAGGACUACGUCGGACGCAUGAAGGAAAACCAAAAGCACAUUUACUACAUUACUGGCGAGAGCAAGGACCAAGUGGCCAACAGCUCGUUCGUUGAACGCGUAAAGAAGCGUGGAUUCGAGGUUGUUUAUAUGACAGAGCCGAUCGACGAGUACGUCGUACAACAGAUGAAGGAAUACGACGGCAAACAAUUGGUCUCUGUAACCAAGGAGGGCCUGGAGCUCCCUGAGGAUGAGGAGGAGAAGAAAAAACGUGAGGAGGACAGGGUGAAAUUCGAAAACUUGUGCAAAGUCAUGAAAGACAUCUUGGACAAGAAAGUGGAGAAAGUCGUGAUCUCAAACAGGCUAGUCGAUUCUCCAUGCUGUAUCGUUACCUCGCAAUACGGGUGGACAGCGAACAUGGAAAGAAUAAUGAAAGCACAGGCUCUUCGAGAUACGUCAACCAUGGGAUACAUGGCGGCCAAAAAGCACUUGGAAAUCAACCCCGAUCAUCCCAUUAUUGAGUCGUUAAGACAGAAGGCCGAUGCAGAUAAAAAUGACAAAGCAGUCAAGGAUCUGGUCAUGCUGCUGUUUGAAACUUCACUUCUUGCCUCCGGAUUUGGUCUGGAAGAUCCACAAGUUCAUGCCUCGAGAAUCCACAGGAUGAUAAAACUUGGCUUAGGAUUUGACGAGGAUGAAACAUUGACUGGCGAGGAAGAGAAAAUGGACAGCGAAGUUCCGCCGCUAGAAGGUGACGCGGAGGAGGCAUCGAGGAUGGAAGAAGUGGACUAAAGUAAAUGUUGUACUCAGAUUGUUAGCCAACUCCAAAGACUUUGUUGCCUUGCAAAAAGAAUAUAAGAAAGACUGUUAUAUAAUUAUUUUAGUUUGGCAGAGUUAUGUAUGACUGAUUGUGAGAAAGAAAUUGGGACAUCCGGUUACGUAUUGGGUUUUUCUUUCUCUCUUAUUAACUCUGUCUUCAAGUUUGCGUUUUAAAGAUGUUGCGUGGUACGUGCCAUUAUGCGAGAGUCCUCUCUUCUUCCCUCUCGAGUGUAUUAUUUUUGUACCAUUACUACUUUUGUAAUUAAUUCACCAUUUUUAUUUUUCAUUCCGUAUUUAAGUCAUUCUAGUAAUUAAGUAUAGCAUAUAUUUAGUUGUUUAAAAACGUUGUAUGAAUUAAAGAUUAAACGUUGAGAAUAAAACUAAA
Messenger RNA from Diprion similis, 2791 nucleotides. RefSeq names its product heat shock protein 83-like. The record is from RefSeq and is a predicted model, not a curated record. Lineage: Eukaryota; Metazoa; Arthropoda; Insecta; Hymenoptera; Diprionidae. Gene Ontology annotation, cellular component: cytosol; plasma membrane; protein-containing complex. The transcript is spliced from 3 exons. Gene Ontology annotation, biological process: protein stabilization; cellular response to heat; protein folding. Bases 208 to 2379 code for a protein of 723 amino acids. Gene Ontology annotation, molecular function: ATP-dependent protein folding chaperone; disordered domain specific binding; ATP hydrolysis activity.